AUGACAACCUCUGAAUCCCGCAGGACCUUUCUAAAGGCGACCGCGGCUGCCGCGACGGCUUCCGCAGCCGGUAUUUCUCUCGGCAACCAGGCAGCUCAGGCGCAGGUCCAGUCCACCGGCAUACGUUGGGACAAGGCAGCCUGCCGCUUCUGCGGCACAGGCUGCUCUGUUCUCGUUGGCACAAAGGAUAACCGGGUGGUUGCCACCCAGGGGGACCCGGAUGCACCGGUAAACCGGGGCCUGAAUUGCAUAAAGGGCUAUUUCCUUUCGAAAAUCAUGUACGGCGAAGACCGCCUGACCCAGCCGCUGUUGCGCAAGACCAAUGGCGUCUACGACAAGAAUGGUGAGUUUGAACCGGUCAGCUGGGACGAAGCCUUCGAUGUCAUGGCCCAGAAAUGGAAAGAAGCACUCGCCAAGAAAGGUCCGACAUCGGUCGGUAUGUUCGGCUCCGGACAAUGGACCGUCUGGGAAGGCUAUGCCGCAGCCAAGCUGAUGAAGGCCGGCUUCCGCUCCAACAACAUCGAUCCUAACGCGCGUCACUGCAUGGCCUCCGCUGUUGUCGGCUUCAUGCGGACCUUUGGCAUCGACGAGCCAAUGGGUUGUUACGAUGACUUCGAGCACGCCGAUACAUUUGUGCUCUGGGGCUCCAACAUGGCGGAAAUGCACCCGAUCCUCUGGUCGCGCCUUACCGAUACUCGCCUGACCAAGCCCGGCGCCCAGGUACACGUUCUCUCCACGUUCGAGCAUCGUUCCUUCGAACUUGCCGACAACGGCAUGAUCUUCAAGCCGCAGACCGAUCUUGCCAUCCUGAACUAUAUCGCCAACCACAUCAUCUCGACCGGUCGCGUCAAUGAAGACUUCAUGUCCAAGCACGUGAACAUCACCAAGACCGCGACCGACAUCGGUUACGGCCUGCGGCCUGAAAACCCUCUUCAGGAAGCAGCCGCAAAUCCGGAUUCCGGCGAACUGGAGGCCAUGAGUUUCGACGAAUAUGCAGCUUCAGUCGCGGAGUAUUCGGUGGACAAGGUGUCCGAACUGUCAGGCAUUCCCGCUGAAAAGCUUGAACUUCUGGCAGAACAAUACGCCGACCCGGAUCGCAAGGUGAUGAGUCUUUGGACCAUGGGCUUCAACCAGCAUACCCGCGGUUCCUGGGUCAACUCGCUUUGCUAUAAUGUGCAUCUUCUGACCGGCAAGAUUUCCGAGCCGGGCAACUCCCCCUUCUCGCUUACCGGUCAGCCGUCUGCUUGCGGCACGGCCCGGGAAGUCGGAACCUUUGCCCACCGGUUGCCCGCGGACAUGGUGGUGGCCAACGACAAGCAUCGCGAGAUUUGCGAGACUGCCUGGAAGAUCCCUGCAGGGACGAUCCCGCCGAAACCGGGUUUCCACGCCGUCCUGCAGCACAGAAAGCUGAAGGAUGGUGUUCUCAACGCCUACUGGGUUCAGUGCAACAACAACAUGCAGGCCGCCCCAAAUAUCAAUGAGGAAGGCUAUCCCGGAUACCGCAAUCCGGAAAAUUUCAUCACUGUCUCCGAUCCCUAUCCGACAGUCACCGCAGUGUCCGCGGAUCUGAUCCUGCCAACUGCGAUGUGGGUCGAGAAAGAAGGCGCAUACGGCAACGCGGAGCGCCGUACCCAAUUCUGGCGUCAGCAGGUGUCGGCGCCGGGAGAAGCCAAAUCAGACCUGUGGCAACUCAUGGAAUUUGCCAAACGCUUCACCGUUGAAGAAGUUUGGGGCGAAGAAUUGCUCGCCAAAAUGCCCGAACACCGGGGCAAGACGAUGUUCGAUGUGCUGUUUGCCAACGGCCAGGUCGACAAGUUCCCGUUAAGCGAAACCGCGGAAGGUUUCCAGAACGACGAUGCCGAACACUUCGGCUUCUAUGUUCAAAAGGGUCUUUUCGAGGAAUAUGCAGACUUCGGGCGCGGUCACGCCCACGAUCUCGCACCCUUUGAGACUUAUCAUCAGGCGCGCGGGCUGCGCUGGCCGGUCGUCGACGGCAAGGAAACACUUUACAGAUUCCGGGAAGGCUAUGACCCUUAUGUGCCCGAAGGCGAGGAAGUCCGCUUUUACGGCCACAAGGACGGCAAGGCCAAGAUCAUUUUUGCGCCGUACGAAGAUCCGCCGGAGAUGCCGGAUGAAACUUUCGACCUGUGGUUCUGCACAGGCCGUGUUCUUGAACACUGGCACUCCGGAUCCAUGACCCGUCGCGUACCGGAGUUGCACCGGGCAUUCCCGCUUGCGGUUGUGUUCAUGCAUCCAUCCGACGCCGAAGCACGCGGAUUGAGAAACGGUCAGGAAAUCCUCGUUUCAACACGUCGCGGCGAAGUGCGCAGCAAAUUGGCGACACGUGGUCGUAACAAGGUGCCCCAGGGACUGGUGUUCAUGCCGUGGUUUGACGAGGGUCAGCUUACGAACAAGCUCACGCUUGACGCAACUUGCCCGUUGUCGAAGGAAACCGAUUUCAAGAAGUGUGCCUGCAAGGUGGAACGCGCCUAG
Messenger RNA from Effrenium voratum, 2493 nucleotides. The record is from the annotation of a GenBank genome assembly. NCBI's taxonomy places the organism in Eukaryota, Dinophyceae, Suessiales, Symbiodiniaceae.